AUGGGCCCCAAAGCGUCAGUUUUCGUACCGCUCUACGUCUACCCUGCACCGGGAGCAUGGGAUCCCUUAGAGAAGGUGAUCUCUUCUCAUCCCGACGUCAACUUCACCGUCGUGGUCAAUCCUGGUAGUGGUCCAGGGCCCAACGCCUUGCCCGAUGGCAAUUACACACGAGAGAUACCCAAGCUGGCGUCUUAUGGCAAUGUACGCCUCCUGGGCUAUGUUGCUACCACGUACGCGCAGCGCAAUUUCUCGUUGGUGCGGCGGGACAUUGAGACCUAUGCGGCGUGGCCGACCAACAGUUCGAACCCCAAUCUAGCGGUUCGGGGUAUAUUUUUCGACGAAACCCCCCAGCAAUACGAAAACAAUACCUUGGCCUACCUCCAAGAUCUGACUGCUGUCGUGAAGACGACCGCCGGCCUGGGUCCGGACCAUUAUGUCGUCCACAAUCCCGGCACGAUUCCUGAUGCCCGCUACUUGCCGACGGCUGAUUCGACUGUGGUCUUCGAGGCAACCUACGAGACGUUCUUGGAGCGUCAAGGGGCUAAGCUGUUUAAGGAGAUCCCGAAUAGUACUCGCAGCCAGCUGUGCGCCGUGGUCCACUCGGUGCCGGACAGCGUGGAAGGGCACAAAUUCCGAGACCUGGUGAAGCAAGUGCGCAAGGUCGCAGAUGAGAUUUUCAUCACUCAUCUGGAUACAGAUUAUUAUGCGAGCUUUGGAAGCCAAUGGGAGGAAUUUGUGGAACUGAUGGCUCGAUCAUGA
Aspergillus tubingensis is the source of this 759-nucleotide messenger RNA. RefSeq names its product spherulation-specific family 4 protein. Lineage: Eukaryota; Fungi; Ascomycota; Eurotiomycetes; Eurotiales; Aspergillaceae. The coding region runs from base 1 to 759 and encodes 252 amino acids. The transcript has 3 exons. The record is from RefSeq and is a predicted model, not a curated record.